Molecule: messenger RNA, 2576 nt
Organism: Hippopotamus amphibius kiboko
Lineage: Eukaryota; Metazoa; Chordata; Mammalia; Artiodactyla; Hippopotamidae
Gene: ANGPTL1
Product: angiopoietin like 1
Exons: 5
Coding region: 304-1812 (502 amino acids)
Biological process (GO): cell surface receptor protein tyrosine kinase signaling pathway
Source: RefSeq, a predicted model, not a curated record
GCAGCUGGUUACUGCAUUUCUCCAUGUGGCAGACAGAGCAAAGCCACAAUGCUUUCUCUGCUGGAUUAAAGACAGCCCGCAGACCAGGAACUUCCACUAUACUACUUAAAAUUACAUAGGUGGCUUGUCAAAUUCAAUUGAUUAGUGCAGUAAGAAGAAAAAGAAGUUCUUUAUUACAGCUUGGAUUCAACGGUCCAAAACAAAAAUGCAGUUGCCACUGAAGUCACAGACGAACAAACUUCUACGCUGAUUUUUAAAAGCAAGAGUAAGAGAAGCAAGUUUCUGGGUUUGCUUUAUCAACAGAUGCAAAAAGACGUCAAACAACCUCAUUUCAAAAUGAAGGCUUUUAUCUGGACCCUAAGUGUGCUAUUCUUCCUACUAACGGGCACUGGACAUUGCAGAGGAGGACAGUUCAAAAUAAAAAAAAUAACCCAGAGGAGAUACCCUCGUGCCACAGAUGGUAAAGAGGAAGCAAAGAAAUGUUCAUACACAUUCCUGGUACCUGAACAAAAAAUAACAGGGCCAAUUUGUGUUAAUACCAAAGGGCAAGAUGCAGGUACCAUUAAAGACAUGAUCACCAGGAUGGACCUUGAAAACCUGAAGGACGUGCUCUCCAGGCAGAAGAGGGAGAUAGAUGUCCUGCAAUUGGUGGUGGACGUAGAUGGAAACAUUGUCAAUGAGGUAAAGCUGCUGAGAAAAGAAAGCCGUAACAUGAACUCUCGUGUUACUCAACUCUAUAUGCAACUAUUACAUGAGAUUAUCCGUAAGAGGGAUAAUUCAUUGGAACUUUCCCAGUUGGAAAAUAAAAUCCUCAAUGUCACCACAGAAAUGUUGAAGAUGGCAACCAGGUACAGGGAACUGGAGGUGAAAUAUGCUUCCUUGACUGAUCUUGUCAAUAACCAGUCCGUGAUGAUCACUUUGUUGGAGGAACAGUGCUUGAGCAUGUUUUCCCGACAAGACCCCCAUGUGUCCCCUCCCCUUGUCCAGGUAGUGCCACAGCAUAUUCCUAACAGCCAUCAGUAUUCUCCUGGUCUGCUGGGAGGCAACGAGAUACAGAGGGACCCUGGUUAUCCCAGAGAUUUAAUGCCACCACCUGAUCUGGCAACUCCUCCCACCAAAAGCCCUUUCAAGAAACCACCAGUAACUUUCAUCAAUGAAGGACCAUUCAAAGACUGUCAGCAUGCAAAAGAAGCUGGACAUUCUGUCAGUGGGAUUUAUAUGAUCAAACCUGGAAAUAGCAAUGGACCAAUGCAGUUAUGGUGUGAGAACAGUUUGGAUCCUGGGGGUUGGACUGUUAUUCAGAAAAGAACAGAUGGCUCUGUCAACUUCUUCAGAAAUUGGGAAAAUUAUAAGAAAGGAUUUGGGAACAUUGAUGGAGAAUAUUGGCUUGGACUGGAAAAUAUCUAUAUGCUUAGCAAUCAAGAUAAUUAUAAGUUGUUGAUUGAAUUAGAAGACUGGAGUGAUAAAAAAGUCUAUGCAGAAUAUAGCAGCUUUCGCCUGGAACCUGAAAGUGAAUUCUAUAGACUGCGCCUGGGAACUUAUCAGGGCAACGCGGGGGAUUCUAUGAUGUGGCAUAAUGGUAAACAGUUCACCACACUGGACAGAGAUAAAGAUAUGUAUGCAGGAAACUGUGCCCACUUUCAUAAAGGAGGAUGGUGGUACAAUGCCUGUGCACACUCUAACCUAAAUGGAGUAUGGUACAGAGGAGGCCACUACAGAAGCAAGUACCAAGACGGAAUAUUUUGGGCUGAAUACCGAGGCGGCUCAUACUCCUUGAGAGCAGUUCAGAUGAUGGUCAAGCCUAUUGACUGAAGGGAGACAGUCUCCAAUUUAAAUGACAUAGAACUCUAUUUUCCAGUUCCUAAAAAUGUAAAUGUUACAUGUAUAUUAUUUUGCACAAGUCAUUUCUACAGAUAUAGUUUUUUAAAUGAAUUUUACUGUAACUAUAAGUGGGGAUUUAUGAAUGUAGUUUCAUCUUCCCUUAAUAUACUGCAGAUUAUUUGUAUCUAUAAUCCAAGUUAUUUUAAAAAUAUUAAUGACUAAAUACAUGCAAAGUUUGUUUUCUAAAAUGUAAAUAUUUGCCACAGUGUAAAACAAAUUUUAGCUUUACUUUAAAUCAAAAUUCAAUACGUGUUCAAGAUCCUUAGCAAUUUAUUUAAAAACUUUAUGAGAAUGCUAUAACUUCCAAUGGAAAAAUAAUUUUAAGAUUUCAGCAACAUAAUACAUUUUAUUUAUAAAAAUAUAGACAGGAAAUUAGAAAAAACUCUAAUUUUGCCAACAUUCUGCAUUGAAUAAAAGUUAUUGCAAAUUGAAUUUGUGCCUUUCACAUGAAAUGAUUAAAUAUGAAUUCUUGACAAUACAUGUCAAUUUCCCCAAAGAAUUAAGAAACCCACAGUAUUAGAAUACAUAUUUUUAAAAGCAAAAAAAAAUGUAUGCAGUAUUUAACUGUUCAAUUUAUAAAAACAGAAAUAUGCAAAUAUAUUUUUUAAUACUAUCUUCAUAUGAUUUGCUAAACACCAAAAUUUCCUGAAAUCUAUUUUAUGUUGUUGUAUUAGUAAAGUGUUGAUAUUACAAAA